Messenger RNA from Ipomoea nil (Japanese morning glory), 2891 nucleotides. RefSeq names its product potassium transporter 4-like. NCBI's taxonomy places the organism in Eukaryota, Viridiplantae, Streptophyta, Magnoliopsida, Solanales, Convolvulaceae. Gene Ontology annotation, cellular component: membrane. The transcript is spliced from 10 exons. The coding region runs from base 178 to 2619 and encodes 813 amino acids. Gene Ontology annotation, molecular function: potassium ion transmembrane transporter activity. The record is from RefSeq and is a predicted model, not a curated record. Gene Ontology annotation, biological process: potassium ion transmembrane transport; cell tip growth.
UACAGUAUACAACUAUACACCCACCCGCUAGUCGCCAGAUCACACAUAGAUGAGGAAGCUGCGAUGCCUGAGCGUUGGCUAAUUACACUCGCCACCACCCGCUUCAACGCGCCGCCCCUCUGCCGCCGCCCAAUUCGUCUUCCAUUGCCGCUUAUUCCUUGCUAAAAAAGUGUAAAGAUGUAUCAAGUUGACAUUAAUCGUCAAGAAGAUGGUGCAGAACUGCCUCCUCCACUUGCAGCAAGUGCGAGUGAGGUUUCAUCCCAUGUAGGUGGACGAGAAGGCAGUGCAGUUAAUAGAAAAAAACAAUCAAAGUUUUCUUUGGUAAAUAUUACCCGGGAUCUGCUGUUGGCGUACCAGAGUUUUGGGGUCGUAUACGGGGAUUUGAGCACAUCACCUCUUUAUGUCUAUAAAAGUAUAUUUGUGGACAAGUUGCAGAAGCAUCAAACACCGGAUGUAAUAUUUGGUGCCUUCUCAUUGGUCUUUUGGACAAUAACAUUGCUGCCUUUGCUCAAGUAUGUAGUUGUGGUGCUGAGUGCAGAUGACAAUGGGGAAGGUGGCAGCUUUGCUUUAUACUCUCUGCUCUGUAGACAUGCAAAGUUUAGUCUCCUUCCCAAUCAACAAGCUGCUGAUGAGGAACUAUCUGCUUACAAAUAUGGCUCCACUGGGCAUUCUGCAUCAUCUAUAUCAUUGAAGAGAUUUCUAGAGAGGCAUAAAAAGGCACGGACAGUUCUACUCAUCAUUGUAUUACUAGGGGCUUGCAUGCUCAUUGGUGAUGGUGUGCUUACGCCUCCUAUAUCAGUUUUAUCAGCGAUUUCUGGGAUUCAAGAUACUGCUGAAAGCCUGCCUAAUGGUGCAGUUGUAUUGAUUACGUGUGUUAUACUGGUUGGUCUAUUUGCUCUUCAGCAUGUUGGUACCCACAGAGUAGCUUUCUUGUUUGCACCAAUAGUAAUAAUCUGGUUAAUAUCCAUUUUUGCAAUUGGGCUGUACAAUACAAUUGUCUGGAAUCCAAAUAUUCUCUCUGCUCUUUCUCCCUAUUAUAUUGUCAAGUUUUUUCGGGAGACUGGAAAAGAUGGUUGGAUUUCACUCGGGGGAGUGCUCCUAUCUGUAACAGGUACCGAAGCUAUGUUCGCGGAUCUUGGUCAUUUUAGUUCCUUCUCAAUGAGGCUUGCAUUUGUAUUUGUUGUGUAUCCUUGCUUAGUGGUACAAUACAUGGGUCAGGCUGCUUUUCUGUCUAAAAACAUUGCAUCAAUCUCAAAUAGUUUCUAUGAUUCUGUCCCUGGUGCUGCACAUUGGCCUGUUUUUGUUAUUGCUACCCUUGCAUCUAUUGUUGGCAGUCAAUCAAUUAUCACAGCUACAUUCUCCAUUGUCAAACAAUGUAAUGCACUUGGAUGCUUCCCCAGGGUCAAGAUUGUCCACACAUCAAGGCAUAUAUAUGGCCAGAUUUAUAUACCGGAAAUAAAUUGGAUACUAAUGAUUCUUACUCUGGCAGUGGCCAUUGGCUUCCGUGAUACAACUUUAAUUGGAAAUGCAUAUGGGCUAGCUUGCAUGACAGUAAUGUUUAUCACAACAUUUUUGAUGUCACUUAUCAUUGUCUUUGUCUGGGAAAGAAACAUCAUAUUUGCUGUUGCCUUUCUCAUUUUCUUUUGGUUCAUAGAAGGUUUAUACCUGUCGGCAUCAGUCAUUAAAGUUCCACAGGGUGGAUGGGUAUCACUUGUUCUCGCUCUUGUAUUCUUGUUUGUUAUGUUUGUCUGGCACUAUGGAACUCGCAGGAAGUACAGCUUUGAUCUUCACAACAAAGUUCCACUAAGAUGGCUACUUGGCUUGGGUCCCAGCCUUGGUAUCGUUCGUGUGCCAGGGAUAGGCCUGAUAUAUUCAGAAUUAGCAACAGGAGUCCCUUCAAUUUUCUCACAUUUUGUAACCAACCUUCCUGCAUUUCAUAGUGUGCUCGUAUUUGUGUGUGUGAAGUCUGUUCCCGUGCCCUAUGUUGCACCCGAGGAAAGGUUCCUUAUUGGCCGCAUUUGCCCUAGACCUUAUCGCAUGUAUCGGUGCAUUAUCAGAUAUGGCUACAAGGAUAUACAGCGAAAUGAUGGAGACUUUGAGGAACAGCUGAUACAAAGUAUAGCGGAAUUCAUUCAAAUGGAGGCAGUAGAACCUCAGCUAUCAAGCUCCGAGAGUUUAUCCUUUGAUGGGAGGAUGGCAGUUAUAAGCACCAAGAGUAUACAUUCAACUUCAAGUUUGAUUGUACGUGAGGAUGAUUUGGGUACGAGUUAUUCCAUUCAAAGCAGCAAAUCCCCAACCCUCCAGAGUCUAAGAUCUGCUUAUGAUGACGAGAACAUGCAAAUCAGGAGACGCCGUGUAAGGUUUCAAUUAGCAGACACCCCCGGGAUGGAUCCUGCGGUUAGGGAAGAGCUUACAGACUUGAUUCAGGCAAAGGAAGCAGGGGCUGCAUAUAUAUUGGGCCACUCAUAUGUGAAGGCGAGGAGAUCAUCACCGUUUCUGAAAAAGCUUGUUAUCGAUAUUGCGUAUUCAUUUCUGCGCAAGAAUUGCAGGGGUCCUUCUGUCGCACUAAACAUUCCACACAUUAGCCUCAUCGAAGUUGGCAUGAUAUAUUAUGUGUAGAGGAGGAUGCCUACCCUGGUGCAUAUCUGUAUCCCCAUAGUGACAGUUCAUGUACUCUUUGCAGCUACGCUUUGCUUAUUUGAUGGGAUUUUGUGUAUACACUAGAUAUAGCUUUAAGUAAUUUUCGUGUACCAAACAAGCUUCUCUUUAAUGCCAAUCUUUUUUUUCUUUUGGUCCUUGAUUGUAUAUUAGUAUAAUAGUGUGUAAUAUACCUCAAAUACAGCUUGCUGCUCAUCAUUGUGACAUCAAAUUUCUGGAAAAAAUUUUGGUUA